Messenger RNA from Rosa chinensis, 6076 nucleotides. RefSeq names its product pentatricopeptide repeat-containing protein At2g13600. Lineage: Eukaryota; Viridiplantae; Streptophyta; Magnoliopsida; Rosales; Rosaceae. Gene Ontology annotation, molecular function: protein binding; RNA binding; zinc ion binding. The record is from RefSeq and is a predicted model, not a curated record. The coding region runs from base 2100 to 4829 and encodes 909 amino acids. The transcript has 7 exons. Gene Ontology annotation, biological process: RNA modification.
AGACUCGUCCAAGCCUACAACACAUUGCUUGCCAAAACACGCAAUUGUGGUACUCACAAUGUGAUUACAUCGAGACAAUUUAUAUAAUGUAGAGAAAAUCAGUCUACUCGAAAAGAAAAACAGCAUGUCUAGAAAAGUAACUGCUGUAAAAUUAAGCAUAAGCAAAACACCUCCUAGGUCCCAAAUCUAAAUCCUUAAAGAAACCAAGCCCAACUGGGCUUUACCUUGAGCCCAGACACAGUCUCCCUCUUUCUGAUCUGGACACCCAUACACUUGGCAGCUAGACACAACUGACCAACUUCAGCCACGUUUGGACCUCCAGCAAGCAAGCCACCGCUGCCAUCAAAACCAUCACCUGCAGCCGCUCGUGCACGACCUACCACCAGGUUCGCUAAUUUUCACCGUCCGGAUCUGAUCCACGCCGGCCUCCCCACAAACCACCAAUCAGCCUUAGAUUAUGAUAACCAAAUCCCAAAGACCAGUAUCGUGCAUGACCUUUGGUCUCGGUGUCAAAACACCGAUGCUCGCCUUUGACGGCAUUGCUAAAACGCGGCUAGGGAGAAAACCCUAGCAGAACAGUUUAUCUUUAUAAAAAAUCAGUAUUUUGUUUCUGUUUUUUUUCCUUGGUUACAGAUAAACCCGCUUUUUUUAUAUUUUAUUUUAUUUUAUUUUUAGGAAAAAACCAUUUUCUCGUCUUAAAACUUUAAAAACUGCUCUGAGCAAGAAACCAGCGCCUCCAUGGCUGCUUCAACUGCUGUUGCCGCUGCCCCAAUCAGUUUCCCUUAUUCUAAGAAAAUAUCAAAUCGUGUCCAGAAAAAUAACAACUGCUGAUGGCUGCUGCUUCGAAUUCAAGGGCAAGAACUGGGCACCAUCUCCAGUUGAAAACAUCCUGUCCAACCCAUAAAGAAAUCUGCAUUGGUAGCAGUAUAGGAAGACUUGCAUUGUUUCUUGGAAAUACAGAAAUACAUAAACCAACAGGAUGGAGUUAAUAUCCUUGCAGUUAAUUAUGGUUCCCCUAGAGCACGUCCUUGUCCUUGGCAACCGACUCUUGAAUGGAUGCUCAGAUAUCAUAUGAUUUUCACGCACAGAGAAAGCUGCAUGCUGAAAAUUUAAAUAUCAUUCAUUUAAUCAAGUACUAAACUAUACAGUUUUUUUUUACAUCCAAUGGUCAAGACUACUGCUGACGUGCCCUUACAUUUGUGUCACUAUGCUAGCUUUCACCAUUGUUGCGCUCUUUCUGAGUCGUUUUUGGUGAGUCACUUGUCCACUAUCUGAUUCUCGGCUUUCCUGUUUGAUAGGUAUGUUGAGAUUAAACUGAAAUGGAACAGGCAUGUCAAAACAGUGAACUUGAAUUUGACAUAUAUCUCUCUUAUGUUUCUCUGAUUCUUACUCUCUGCUAUUGGUACUUUGGCAUCAUCUUAGCUUCUCCUCAUGUAUCACUUAAGAACUUAAUGACAAAGCUUCGGGCAUUUGUUGAUAAUUUCAUGUGCUAAUUAUUAUGAUUAAUCAUAAAUUGGGAAUAUAUGUAUUAAGGCAUAUACAUUCUGCAAAUCACAGUUUGGAGGGUGGGAAGAAGAGAGAGAGAAAUAUUCAUGGUAGGGAAACCUCUAUCACCAGGUCAUAAUUUACAUUGCAAUGGAAAAGUGAUCUUUAUACCUUAUAAACUAUAUGCAUACAAGUAGACGACUCUGUGAUGUCCUAUAUUGUAUAAGAAGCUAGUCUGACUCUGAAUGGAUCUUCUGGAACCUGAAAAAGUAGAAGAAGCAGCUAGUAGUCAGCUGUACUUUUAUUAUCUUUGGAUUUUUUUCUGCAUCUCUUAGUCAUUUCUGUGCUUAAGUCAAUCUGUAUUUCAUGUUGUAUUUUGGGAUUUUGUUCUUCAUCGUAUUACUAUUGGGUUUGUAUGUAACUUCUUUCUAGUUUGAAGAGUCUUGAUCACAAUAUUUUGUAUAUCUUGUGUCUUUCUAUCAUUUGCUAUCACUUGUGUUGUGGUGUAGCAUCUUUUAAUUAAUUAUUUAUUUAUUUUUAAUCUUUUGUGUUUUACUUUGAGAUAUGCAAACUUGCAGGAACCUCUCAAGGAGUGAAUAAGCUUAAUAUCUCAAAUGAUGUCAAUUCAUCAUCCAUUGAAGCAUCUCCGGAUUUUUUCAGGCCUAAUGGUUCGCUGUAUCUCAACCCAAGAAAAUAUUUUGUCAAACCUUAUUCUCUGCCACGAUCCCUCCAUGGAACAAUCUUACAUGCAAUUGUCACAAAAAUUCUAUGAAUCCAUGAAAGCUUGUGCAUCUCUAAGGUCGAUCCCCAUUGCCCGAAAACUCCAUGGCCAACUCAUUUCUGUAGGAUUGGACUCUGCCAUUUUCCUUCAGAACCAUCUCUUGCAUAUGUAUUCCCGUUGCAGCUUGAUAGAUGAUGCUCGCCGGAUUUUCUUCAGUAUUCAACAUCCUAAUGUGUUUAGUUGGAAUACAAUGAUUAGCGCGUUGGUAGACUUGGGUCACAUGGGGGAGGCAGAGAAAUUGUUCAAUGAAAUGCCUGAGAGAGACUCCGUCUCUUGGACUACAAUGAUGUCUGGCCAUUUUCAUAAUGGGCAACCUAAGGAGGCAAUUAAAGUGUUUGCUUCAAUGCUAUGGAAUUGUGAUAGUUUCUAUGACCCAUUUUCCUUCUCUUGCGUAAUGAAGGCUUGUGGUAGUCUUGGUCACAUUAAGUUGGCUCUUCAGUUGCAUACUCUAGUGGAGAAAUUAAAUUUUGGAGGCAACAUGGUUAUUCAAAAUUCUAUAAUUGACAUGUACAUCAAGUGUGGUGCACUGCGUUUGGCUGAGAGAAUGUUUAUGAGGAUCCCUAAUCCUAGUUUGUUUUGUUGGAACAGUAUGAUCUAUGGCUGCUCUAAACUUUAUGGGGUCAGAAGGGCUCUCCAUAUGUUCAUUGAAAUGCCUGAACGUGAUUGUGUGUCUUGGAAUACCAUAAUAUCAAUCUUUUCUCAACAUGGUUUUGGGGUUGAGAGUCUUAGUAUGUUUGUUGAGAUGUGGAACCAUGGUUUUAGACCAAAUGCUAUGAUAUAUGCUACUAUACUUAGUGCAUGUGCAAGUAUACAUGAUCUUGAAUGGGGUAGCCAUUUGCAUGCUCGGAUACUCCGUAUAGAACCAAGUAUGGAUGUUUUUGCAGGUAGUGGGCUGAUUGAUAUGUAUGUGAAAUGUGGACAGUUGCAUCUUGCUAGGCAGGUGUUUGACAACAUGACAGAACACAAUGCAGUUUCUUGGACUUCUAUGAUCAGUGGAGCCAUGCAGUCUGGGCUUGAAGAUGAAGCUUUAGUACUGUUUAACCGAAUGAGAAAAUCUCCUAUUGCCUUGGAUGAGUUUACUCUUGCAACAGUUCUUGGGGUUUGUUCAGGCCAUGAGCAUGCUGGGGUUGGGGAGCAGCUCCAUGGAUAUACAAUCAAAGGUGGAAUGAUCUCCUCUAUUCCUGUAGGGAAUGCUCUUGUUACGAUGUAUGCAAAAUGUGGAAACACUGAUAAAGCCAGCCAAGCAUUUGAGUUGAUGCCUGCUAAAGAUAUAAUAUCAUGGACAGCCAUGAUCACAGCAUUCUCUCAAACUGGUAAUGUUGAAAAAUCCCGAGAGUAUUUUGAUAAAAUGCCAGAGCGAAAUGUCAUAAGUUGGAACUCAAUGUUAGGAACAUAUUUCCAAAAUGGUUUAUGGGAAGAAGGCCUUAAAUUGUAUACACUUAUGCGAAGGGUAGGGGUUAACCUGGAUUGGAUCACACUAGUAACUUCAAUCAGUGCCUGUGCUGAUUUGGCAAUAUUGAAACUUGGGCUGCAGAUUACAGCUCAAGCUGAAAAAUUAGGAUUUGGUUCUAAUGUUUCAGUCAUGAAUAGCAUUAUUACUAUGUAUUCAAGAUGUGGACGAAUUAUAGAAGCGAAAAGAGUGUUUGAUUCAAUAUGUGAUAAAAAUUUGAUUUCUUGGAAUGCAAUUAUGGCUGGAUAUGCUCAAAAUGGACAAGGUAGGAAGGUGAUCGAGGUUUUUGAGAAUAUGUUGAAAAUGGACUACGCACCUGAUCAUAUAAGCUAUGUAUCUGUUCUAUCAGGUUGUGGCCAUUCAGGGCUCGUAACAGAGGGGAAACACUACUUCAGUUCUAUGACUGAAGAUUUUGGCAUCAAUCCUACAUGUGAACAUUUUGCUUGUAUGGUAGAUCUACUUGGUCGGGCUGGGUUACUGAAGGAGGCCAGGAAUUUGAUUGAUGCAAUGCCCUUUAAGCCAAAUGCUGCUAUCUGGGGAGCUCUUCUUGGUGCUUGCCGGCUUCAUCGCGAUUAUAAUGUAGCAGAAUUUGCAGCAAGAAAUUUGCUUGAAUUAGAUUUAGAUGAUUCUGGCAGUUAUGUCCUUCUAGCUAAUACAUAUUCAGAUUGUGGACAACUAGAAGCUUUUGCAGAUGUAAGAAAACAGAUGAGAAAGAAAGGAAUAGAGAAAAAUCCUGGAUGUAGCUGGAUAGAGGUUAAUAAUAGGGUACACGUGUUCACUGUAGAUGACACUUAUCAUCCACAAAUCAAGGACGUUUAUAGAAUACUAGAGGAGAUAGUCAAGAAGAUAGAAGAUACAGGAUGCUAUGUCAAUCCAACUAAUGCAGUUCGUUCUCAGUGCCAUCACAGUGAGAAGCUUGCUGUUGCUUUUGGGUUGCUUAGCUUGCCUGCUUGGAUGCCUAUCUAUGUAAUGAAAAAUCUUCGAGUUUGCCAUGAUUGUCACUUGGUAAUCAAGCUGAUCUCCCUUGUUACCUCAAGGGAACUUAUUGUGCGGGAUGGACACCGGUUUCAUCAUUUCAAGGAUGGAUGUUGCUCCUGUGGAGACUACUGGUGAUAUGGGGAUCUACAACCGGAGAACUCUGAUAGAGUCAAGAACAUGGUAUCUAUUUUAAUGAGAGGCCCUAUCUCUUCCUACGUUUCUUGGCUUCCUGGAAGGCAUGCCCUGCUCCCUGAAUUGCCUCUUUCCACUCUUCAGAAUACAUAAAUGGACUAGUUGAAGCAGGUAAAGAGGGAGGUAAGAUGCUACGUGCAGGCCUUUAUUGAACGCUGGCUCAUGGGAUGACUCCCUUCUUGCUGCUCUUACUACACUAUCCGCAAUGCAGCAUGUGCUUGAUGGACAUGACAAAAUUAUUUAUGCAUUGUUCAGGCCUCCGGGUCACCAUGCCUACUCAAGCUAAUGGCUUCUACUUCCUUAACAAUGCUGGUCUUUCUGUUCAAUUGGCUUUACAUUCUGGGUGUGCAAAAGUUGCAGUGAUAGACAUUGAUUUCCAUUAUGGCAAUGGGACUGCUGAGGUUCUAUCGGUUUGAUAAGGUUCUUACAACCUCCCUUCAUAUGAAUCAUGGUUCUUGGGGUCCAUCUCACCCACAGAAUGGCUCUAUUAGUGAGCUUGUUGGAGGGGACGGAUUUGGAUAUUAUCUGAAUCUACCUUUGCCCAAUGGGACAGGGAACCAAGGAUAUGUGUAUGCUAUGACCAAUGUGGUUGUCCUGGCAAUCAGAAAGCUUUUAGCCUGAAAUGAUAGUUCUGGUCUGUAUCCAAGAUUCAAGUGCUUUGGAUCCAAAUGGAAGACAAUGGAGGGUUAUCGAGAGAUUGCCUGAAUAGUUUGUGGCCUGGUGGGUAGGCACUCUGGUGGACAUUUUCUGAUUGUCCAAGAAGAUGGAUAUCACAUUACUCAGCCGAUUGUCUUCAUGCAACACUUGAAGGUGUGCUCAACCUACCGAUUCCUUUAUCGUCCAAUCCCAUUGCUUAUCACCCUGAGGACUAGCGAUUGUCUGUAGAAGGUAUUGAAUCCAUUAAAAGGUUCCAGAAAGAUACUGCAUCGUUUUUGAAAGGUGAUUAAUUUGAACCGUAUGAUAGUAACUUGUAAAAUUCUGUCUGAUAUAGUAAUGUUAUAGCAAAGAAAAAUGAAAGGCAUGGUUUACGUGGUUAAAAUUGUUUUAAAGCAAACUUGCUAUUGUCAAGGAUCCUUGACAAAGAUGAAAGUACUGCCUAUUCUUGUGAAUGCAUUUGAACGUCUAAUUUAUAUCAUAGUUUGCCUUCCAAACACUAGCUACGCAGAUUACAGUGAGACAAUAAUCUUUUC